This is a messenger RNA of Lolium perenne, 5296 nucleotides long. RefSeq lists its product as uncharacterized. The record is from RefSeq and is a predicted model, not a curated record. Lineage: Eukaryota; Viridiplantae; Streptophyta; Magnoliopsida; Poales; Poaceae.
GGACCCGGUUUAUUUUCCACAGCCGGUUUUUUUCCCAAUCGUUGAAUUUCAACUUUUUCUCCAGGCGGGCGGAGAGGGAGGGGAGGGGUGAGCGUCGAAAUCGCCAUUAACGGAGAGUUAGCUCGACGGCGAGUGGUUGGUGGUGGAGGGGCGGAGGGGAGAGGCGGAGGUGGUGAGUUGCGAAAUCUGGUUCUGCCUUCGGUAGCCCGUCUCUCCGGCGAGCUCAGGCAGAGCUGGUGAGUGGGAAGAUCUGGUGCCGCUUCCGCUAGCUUGUCUCUCUGGCGAGCUCAGGCGAAGGUGCCAAGGUGGUGUGUUUCUGUUUUCUGAAGUAAUAGAGAGCAUUUGGAAAGCAUAUGCGGAUGUUUCACCGGAGUCCCCUCGCUGUGAGCGGAAUGAUUUUGGUCAUGAUGACUACGGUGCAAGUGAAGGUGAAGAUGAACCAAAUGAACAGGGAAGACGGAUUCUUAUUUCUAAAGUUUUUGCUUGUCUUAUAUUUACACAAUGGACAUUGAAAAUCACACCAUGCGAUGCAAAAUGAAAAAAGAAAGCAAGUUCAUAUGGUGAAGAACCACUGGAACUAGAAGAGGGAUGGGCAGUUUUAUCAGAAGCACGAUGUUGUUGUCAUAACAAAACAACUGAACCUUACAGGGCAAAACAAGAUUAAUUGGAAUGACAAUGUGACUCGCCGAUGGAAUGGAUUUGGACCUUUUCUUUUGUGCACAAGCUCACACCAACAAUCAUUGACCAUAGCAGACACUGGUAUGUGAAAUCCUCACCUAGUUUUUCCUAGUUUACAGCCAAUUAUUAUGUAUUUUACAUGUCAUCCACUAUGUAAUACCAGGCAAAGAGUCAUGUAACUAAACUCUUUUCAGAUAAUUAAUAAAUUUUAUUUUUUUAUCUAGUUUUACAACCAAUUAGCAUGAAUUUUACAUGUCUAACAACUAUGUAAUUCUAGGUAGAGAGUCAUGUAAAGUUUCCUUUUUAUAUAAUUAUCCAGAAAUCAUUUUAUACUAGCUUACAGCCAAUUAGCAUUAAUUUUACAUCUCUAGAAACUACGUAAUUCUACGUAGAGAGUCAUGUAAAAUUAGUUUUUCAUAUAAUUAUCCAGAAAUUAUUUUUACUAGCUUACAACCAAUUAGCAUGAAUUUUACAUGUCUAGAAACUACAUAAUUCUAGGUAGAGAAUCAUGUAAUGUUACUCUUCAUAUAAUUAUUCAGAAAUUAUUUUACUAGCUUUUACAACUAAUUAGCAUGAACUUUACAUAUCUAGCAACUGAGUACUUCUAGGUAGAUAGUCAUGUAAAUUACUUGUUUUUUACAAACAAUUAGAGUUAAUUUUACAUGUCUAUUAACUACGUUACACUAGGCGGAGAGUAAUGUAAAGUAGAUUUUUACAUGUCUGUAAACCAUUUUAGAAUGAUUUUUACAUUACAAGUAACUUCGUAACACUAGGCAGUGAGUCAUGUAAACUUAUGCAAGAAUAUCAUGUAAAAUAUAGUUUUACAAUAAAUAAAAUUAUGAGAGAGUUUUCCAACUUAUAUGUAAAAUAUAGUUUAGAGUCAUGUAAACUUUUGGUCACGUAGGGGUUUUUACAAAUUUAUUAUCUAUGUAUGUUUCAGUAAUUUUUACAUGAAAAUAAGAUGCAAAAUAUAGUUUUACAUGUCCAUUUUACUAUAUAAAUUUCAGCAAUGUGGCAUGUAAAAGAGUUCUAAGCUUAGUUUUACAAGAAAAGAUUUCCAACUUACAUCUAUGGGAAUUUGUUUUACAUAACCAUGUUCUAUGUACAUUUCAGUAAUUUUUACAUGUAAAAGAGUUUGAACUUUACUUUUACAAGAAAAGAUUUCCAGCUUAUAUGCAUGGUUUUUUUACAUGAUCAUUUAUUAUGUAUAUUUCUGUAAUAUUACAUGUAAAAGAGUUCACCAUAGAGUAUCUGUGAGUGAUUGAGUGUUGUGAACAAUUUCUCCUUCAUGCUCGUUCCUCUGUUUAGCUCGCGAAUUCCUGUAUCUGUGAGUGAUUGAGUGUUGUGAACAAUUUGGCUGCUAACAUCUGGUAUCAGAGCCAGUCACCACCUUCCCCAAAUUUUCCCCCAAUUUUUUUUUUGCACACCACAUCUCACCAUGACUCCCAUGACACCCGAGCUCAAGGCGUACCUCGAUGAGUGGAAGGCCGAACACAAGCGUAUGUACGACGAGAUGCUCGAUACUCUUCGCCGACCGCUGACCGAAUUCGGUGCAGUGGACCACGACAACUCCACCCCCUCCAUCAACACCACCGGCGGCGGCGGCGGGCCCGUACAGGCGAGCUCCGGCACGACCGAGAUCAUCCUCGCGUCGGCGUGGCUAGCCGAACCCCCGCCUCCGGCCCCCACCACCACGACGCCACUCGUGGUCGCGGCUGCGGUUCCCAUCGACACCAGCGUCGUGACGCGCUCAUCAUGUUCGGCGGAAUGCACGGCCCAAGCGGUCAUCGCGUCGGAAGGGACGGCGCCCGCAUCCUCGUCCCUGUCCUCGACUGCCACCGUCGCGGUGCUGGCCGCGCCCACGUGCUUCAAGCCGGCGCAGAACACCACCUUCCCAACUAGUGGUGUCACCACGAUGACACUGCUACAGGAGGGCCUUCCAGAACUAGUCCACUUACCAGCAGCGUUUGUCUCGGCAACACCAGCCAACAGCGGCAAGACGACCCUUGAAGUGGCUCCAUCAACAUCUGUUGGCUUCAUCACCAUUGUGUCCACAACCUGUUCGACAUAUUGCUCGGUCCGACAGCCAAGGGCAGCUCCAUGGCUGGUUACGCCCUCACUGCCGAUUGCGACUGAGUACAGCGACCAGGAGCUCUUCAGGCCGAGUCCUAGUCGACGCAUCACAAGUAGGGUCCCGGUACAUCGGCCCAUGCCCUGGCCUUCCUUCAUGGAUGUUCAGGCUGAUGGAGACGAGAUGUGGCCCUUACCUUGGCCGUCGUUCAGGGAGAAUCAUGCAUAUGGAGAUGAGACACGGCCCCUUCCAUGGCCUUCCCUUGCUUGUGACAUAGGACCAGUGCAGCGAGAAUCAUGGCCACCAACUGAAGACAGGGCUCCAUUAUCCAUUUUGUCGAUGUUUAAUGGUAAUCGAUCGACCUCAUAUGGUUACAUCAUUGGAAUUGUUCUGUGCAGUCCUAGUGGGAUAUAUUGCUUGGAUGAUGUGCUCUCAUUUCUUGAAUACUGGGGGUGUACUAAUGAUUGUGUGCACUCGGCCCAUCCAUACCACACUACUUUUAUUUGGCUUCCGUGCAGUAUCUCUGGGUUCCAAUUUAUAGUUAUGGCCAGAAGCCUUGAACUGAAGCUAUUGUCAAAUGGUUCUACACCCAUCACUUCACUGACAGUUCUCUGGGACAGUGGCAAUUAUGCUGCCUUGAGUUGCGAGUACUUGGGAAUAGACACUAUUGUUUGCAUCGAUUCAUGGUUUUUCGCUGGUUGUUCGGUUGGUGUAUGCCAGGAAUAUUCAGUACAAUCUUCAACUGAUUACUUCAUUGCAAGAGAAUCUGCUUCUGGAGUACUUAGUACUAUGGAUUUGCACUUAUUUGAUUCCCCUUGCAGGUCAGCUGUAACAGUUUUUAGUUCUCAACUGAAGGAAUCUCUGAUUAUGAAUUCAAUGAAGAGGUCAGUUGGCUCAUAUGAUCAGUUUUCUGGUGCAAUUCAGGAUGCUUCUUAUUGUCCUGGGUACUUUGUCGCCGGGAGUCGGAUGAACCUAGUGUUUACUGCUGCUAGUACAGAUUCACGUUGGUUUGUUUCUUGUGUAUGUGAUGACCCUGCAAUUAGUUCUUCAAUUGUUGUUCUAUGUGAUGAAUUGGUACUGCAACCAUGGGACCCUGGACAUCAAACUGUUAUCUCUGACUUCACCAAGGUUUUCUAUUCCCAAGCUAUUUUUGAUAUUUACCUCAAGAAACUGAUGUCGCAGAGUCUGAAGGUCUCUGGGUCCACUGGUUAUGUGUUUCUUCUGUCUAGCAAGUGCUAUCAUAAGUCAAUGUACACAACAGUACAUGAUCUUUUGAGCAAAAUGUCUGAUGGCUGGGACUAUAUGAUUUUCAACGAUGGCACUUCCUUCAGUUUGGACUUGCAUAUUAUUAUCUCUUUGCCUGACAGUGACAGUCCUUCACAUGCUGUUCUACUGAGUUUUCGUGGGAAGCCACAUCGAAUUGUUAUUUCUGUCACUAGCACCAUAUUCUGGGAUGCCUGUUUAUCUGUCCUGAUUAUCUGCAAAAUGUGGCGACAGAAUCAAUAUGUGCAAAUGCUGAUUUGGUGGCCACCUCGCGCUCAUGUUUGGUUCGUAACAAUUAAGGACGACAUGCCAUUUUUGUUGGUUGAGAUGAGGAUACCGAGUUCGCCCACAUGCACGGGGAACUUACUGGAUGCAGAACAAUGGGUCACUACUCUUGACUAUUAUUUCAAUGCCAUCAAGGACGUUGACACUCAUGCUGCUAGUGUUGUCAAGGAUGCAAGAAUAUCACAUAGCAAUAAGGUGAGCUACAGGUUUGAUGCAAUGCGUGGGUAGAAAUGGCGUGGCUACCAGGAAGCAGAGUGGAACGCUGGUACAGCACACGGAGGUGCCAUGGCAGCCCGGCGGCUCUAUAUGGCAUUGGUGGUUCCCUACCUGCUACAACCAAGCACAUUUUCAAGGAGGGAGGUAUGACAUAGCUGUAACAGCUUUCUGUGAGCAAGUUUCCGGUGGCCAUCAGUACUACCUCGAUUUCGAUGACGUCUGUGCCAGCGCCACCUACUACCUGGGAGCAUUCUUUGAUUGGGUCCACGGUGGACACGGCUACUACUCCUACCUCGUUGAAGUCUACCCCAGCUUGGGCUACCACCGUGACUCCGACCAAAUCGAAGACAGUCGACUGCAUUGGGAUCCAGGGGGGGGGUCUCGGUGAUGUCGGCUUGGGGACAAGCCGAGUUUCAAGGAGGGAGAGAUGUUAGGGACCCCUCUCUCUACAUGGGCUGCUACUUGUUCUCAUCACAUGCCUGGCCCAACUUUCAUCUACCAGCAACGCCAUAUGCUACAUAUACCGGAAGAAAGGCAACGUUGUACUCAUCCAAGUUGGAUCAGGACGGAACGGCGGUGGAACCUUCUCUCCCACCUUGGCUCUGUUCUUCCUUCUCCUUCAUGCUCGUUCCUCUGUUUAGCUCGCGAAUUCCUGUAUCUGUGAGUGAUUGAGUGUUGUGAACAAUUUGGCUGCUAACAGAACGACUCCCUAUAUGUAAUCCCUAAAAGUCAGUAUGUGUGUACGCUGUGAUGUGUAAUCCCCAGACCAAUACAAGAAAUCUG